GGCUUUGCCGAGUCCUAUGGAAUCGGCGCCAACGAUCUGGCCAAUGCUUUUGGCACAUCCGUCAGCGCCAAGGCACUCAAGUAUUGGCAAGCAGUGCUAGUGGCGGCUGUGUUUGAGUUCCUAGGAGCUGUCCUGCUGGGAGCCAACAACACAGACACCAUGAAGUCUGGAGUGGCAGACCCCAAAGCUUUCGAAUCCCGGCCCGAAAUCCUGAUGUACGGCAUGCUGUGCGUCAUGAUCGCCGCCGCCUUCUGGGACAUCUUCUCCUGCACCCUGGAGCUGCAGGUGUCCACCACCCACACCACCGCUGGUGCCCUGAUGGGCAUGGCGCUCGCCUCAUACGGCAGCGAUGCCGUCAUCUGGAGCGCCUCCUCCUCCACCUUCCCGGGCGCGUCUGCUCUGUUCAUGGGCUGGGGCACGUCGCCCAUCCUGGCCAUGUUCUUCUCCGGCACGCUCUUCUUCCUGGUCCGCACGUUUGUGAUGCGCUCCAAGGACCCCUUCACCCGCGCCCUGUGGGUCAUGCCCCUCGCCGUCUGGCUCACCGUGUUUGUCAUCGUCUUCACCGUCAUCCAGACCGGCAACAAGAACAAGACGUGGGACACCGUCGCCAAUGGCACCGCCGUCUGGAUCAGCGUGGUCGUCGCUGUCGGCAUCUCCGUCUCCAGCGCCUUGGUGUUCAUCCCCUUCAUGAAGCGCACCAUCGCCGUCAAGGAUGCGGAGCAGUACCUCCAGGUGUUCAGCGCCUGCACCAUGUCCUUUGCCCACGGAGCCAACGACGUGGCCAACGCCAUGGGCCCCUUUGCCGCCGUUUACUACAUCUGGCAGAACUCCGAGGUGCCCGGCAGCAAGGUGCCGGUGCCCACCUGGAUUCUGGCCUUUGGCGGCGUGGGCAUCGUGAUCGGCCUGGCCACCUACGGCUGGCACAUCAUGGGCCUGUACGGCGCCAAGUCUGUCAUGAUCUCCAACUCACGCGGCUUCUGCAUUGAGCUUGCCACCGCCAUGACGGUCAUCUUUGCCGCGCGCUGGGGCAUUCCCAUCUCAACCUCCCACACCUGCGUGUUUGCCGCGGUGGCGGUGGGCUGCUUUGAGGGCUGGCGGGGCGUCAACUGGUUCAUGGUUCUGCAGACCAUCUGCGCCAUGUUCAUCACGCUC
Molecule: messenger RNA, 1152 nt
Organism: Chlorella variabilis
Lineage: Eukaryota; Viridiplantae; Chlorophyta; Trebouxiophyceae; Chlorellales; Chlorellaceae
Exons: 8
Biological process (GO): phosphate ion transmembrane transport
Cellular component (GO): membrane
Molecular function (GO): phosphate transmembrane transporter activity
Source: RefSeq, a predicted model, not a curated record